UGCAUUUUCUGCUAGUAAACAUUAAACAAGCAAAAUGAAGAAAACUUUUCUAUUUUCUCGUCAAUAAAUCUUUAAAAAAUAAAUAAAAUUCGCUAAAAUGAAAACUGAAAAACCUGCAAAACCCGAAAUCACACGGCCUUUCAAAUUAGCUCAUCAAAUUGUUAGCCUCACCGGGAUAAGUUUCGAGCGUAGAAGUAUUAUUGGAUUUGUUGAAUUAACGAUCGUCCCGGCCAAGGAAGACCUCCACAUAAUUCGUUUGAAUGCCCAGCAAUGCCGAAUCUAUCGUGUGGUAUUGAACGAUGUUUGCGAAGCCAAAUUCGUCUACUUCGACCCUUUCAUGAAUGUCUGUCAGACAGACACAAAAACACGCUCGUUGGAGACUUUUUCGAAACACCAUUUAACCGCUGCUCAAAAAACCAAUCCAGAUAUCAACGCCGGAGAACUUAUAAUCGAAGUCCCACCAGAGGGCUUCCACAUGAUCCAAGAAGGUCGGGGUCUUCGCAUUGGAAUUGAGUUCUCGAUAGAGAACCCCAAGGGAGGCAUACACUUUGUUAUACCUCCUGAAAUCGAAGGCCAGCCACCUGCACCCAACUCUGCUCACAUGUUCACUUAUGGCCAUGAGAACUCCACACGACUGUGGUUUCCUUGUGUCGAUAGUUUCGCUGAUCCAUGCACUUGGAAGCUAGAAUUUACCGUGGAUAAGCUACUGACCGCGGUAUCCUGUGGAGAACUGGUGGAGGUAGUAAUGACUCCGGAUUUAAGGAGAAAAACAUUUCACUAUUCCCUUACGACUCCGGUAAGUGCUCCAAACAUAGCUCUGGCUAUUGGACCUUUUGAAAUUUACGUUGACCCACACAUGCACGAAGUCACCCACUUCUGUCUGCCCCAAUUGAUGCCGCUAUUGAAAAACUCUGUGCGGUACAUGCACGAGGCGUUUGAGUUCUUCGAAGAAACUCUCUCCACUCGAUAUCCAUUCUCGUGCUACAAACAAGUGUUUGUAGACGAGACUGAUGUCAAUAUAGCCGCAUACGCCACCUUGAGCGUUGUGUCCACCCAUUUGCUUCAUUCAAUUGCAAUAAUCGAUCAAACAUAUGCAACUCGAACGGCUAUGACCAAGGCUAUUGCUGAACAGUUCUUCGGGUGCUUCAUAACCACUCAGCGGUGGUCGGACACCUGGUUGGCAAAGGGCAUUGCAGAAUACCUCUGUGGAUUGUAUUCGAAAAAAUGCUUUGGUAACAACGAAUACCGGGAGUGGGUUCAGAAGGAAAUGGCCUCGGUAGUUCGGUACGAAGAGCAAUAUGGAGGAAUCAUUCUCGAUUGUAGUCAACCGCCGGCUCCAUUGCCAGUGCUAACAACUAAUCCUGCCAAUGUCGCCAAUAAGUCCCAAGAGGUUCCUCAUUACUUCCCAAUCAACUUACACACCGUAUCGCCAAAGUACAUCGAAGCGAUGCGACGUAAAGCUCACUUGGUGAUACGCAUGUUGGAAGAUCGUAUCGGGCAGGAACUGCUCCUCCAGGUGUUCAAUAAACAACUGGCUCUGGCAACAAAUGCAGCUGGCACCAAAAUCGGCAAUGGUCUCUGGCAUCAUCUCUUGAUCUCCACAAACAUCUUCAUCAAAGCCAUCUUCACCGUAACUGGAAAGGAUAUGUCUGUAUUUAUGGAUCAGUGGGUUCGGACGGCAGGUCAUGCCAAAUUCUCCCUAACCUCGGUAUUCAAUCGAAAGAGGAACACAAUUGAAUUGGAAGUCCGCCAGGAUUCGGUCAAUCAAAAGGGUGUUAAGAAAUACAACGGACCACUGCUGGUGCAGUUACAGGAGUUGGAUGGUACAUUCAAACACAUCCUACAGAUUGAGAACACCGUAGUGAGAUCGGACAUCACCUGCCAUUCGAAAAGUCGGCGUAACAAGAAAAAGAAGAUCCCUCUUUGCACAGGUGAAGAAGUAGAUAUGGACUUAUCUACUAUGGAUGAUUCUCCAGUUCUAUGGAUUAGACUUGAUCCGGAAAUGAUUUUACUGCGAGAUUUGAAUAUCGAACAACCCGAUUUCCAAUGGCAAUUUCAAUUGAGGCACGAAAGGGACGUCAUGGCUCAAUUCGAAGCGAUUGCGGCACUUGAAAAAUAUCCCACCUCUGCAACGAGACGAGCCCUCACCGAUACUAUCGAGAAUGAGAGGUGUUUCUACAAGGUGCGCUGUGAGGCUGCACACUGUUUAACUAAGGUUGCCAAUGCUAUGGUCACAUCAUGGAAUGGUCCGCCAGCAAUGUUGAACAUAUUUCGAAAGUUUUUUGGAUCGUUUAGUGCCCCGCAUAUCAUAAAACAGAAUAACUUUUCUAACUUCCAGCAUUAUUUCUUGCAAAAGACAAUUCCAGUUGCGAUGUCUGGUCUUCGUACAUCGCACGGAAUUUGCCCACCGGAAGUCAUUCGUUUUCUCUUGGACUUAUUUAAAUAUAACGACAACACCCGUAAUCAUUACUCUGACAACUAUUAUCGAGCGGCUUUAGUUGACGCAUUGGGUAAUUCAAUUACUCCAGUCGUGUCUGUUGUUCUACAAGGUGCACCAAUCACUUCAGAAAAUUUAUCAGCCGAUGCAAAAGUUGUAUUGGAAGAAGUCACUCGACUGUUGAAUCUGGAAAAACAUCUUCCCUCCUACAAGUACACCGUUUCAGUAUCUUGUCUCAAAGUAAUUAGGAAACUCCAGAAAUGUGGACACCUGCCAUCGCUGCCAAAAAUCUAUCGGUGCUAUGCUGCCUAUGGUCAAUAUAUUGAUGUUCGUGUAGCAGCAAUGGAAUGUCUGGUUGAUUUUGUAAAAGUCGACGGUCGUUGGGAGGAUUUAGAUCAUUUGGUGAACCUUUUGGAAUCAGAUCCGGAUCCUGCGGCAAGACACGCGUUGGCACGUCUUCUCAUUGAAAAUCCACCAUUCACAAAAAUGCAACGAAGUCGUCUGGAUAAACCGGAAUUGGUCGAGAGGAUUUGGAAAAAUAUGAACAACAACUUAUCCCACGAUACAAAGCUUCGUUGUGACAUGGUCGAUUUGUAUUACGCUUUGUAUGGCAUCAAGAAACCAAUAAGUUUGCAAUCGUCCGAUGUUUCAGGCAUGUUUAAGGAGUUUGUCAAAGAAUCUGCUCCAAAAGCUCGUUCCAUUAAUCAGGAUUUCAAGCCUUUUGAAAGUGAUUCUCCCCGAGAUCCACCUGAGAUAGCAGGCCCCAUCAAAAGAUCAGCAUCCGAAGCAUUCGAUGAGCCACCUAUCAAAGUCGAAGAACAAGAUGAUGUCAAAGUGGAACCAUUUGAAGCUGAAGUAGAAGUUGAUGGCAAAUCGUCAUCUGUAGCCGUAGACAAUGAAGCUUUAAGUAGUAGCGAAGCAAAACGACUCAAAACAGAAUACUAUUCAGACAAUUCAACAUCGCUGCCAGGUGCUCUGCCCACACCAGGACCGGUUGGCUUUGAACCAGGAAUGUUCAAGCACGAAGAUGAUAGCAAAUCAAAAUCUGAUAAUUCAUCAAAGACGAAGAAGAAAAAGAAGGACAAAAAGAAACAUAAACACAAGCACAAACAUAAGCAUAAUAAGGAUAAAGAUCGUGAGAAGAAGGAAAAAGAAAAGAAAGAUCCCAGUUUCACUCGGAUUCAAGCUAAAGAAGAAACACCAGAGACUCUAAGUUCUGGUGAUAGUUCGAGCAACAGCAAUCCACCGCUUAAUUAUACGAACUUUUUUUAAACUAAAUAAAAAUAAAACAAAAAAUAUAAACUGAAGCGAGCUCUUCUAUCAAAGGGCGAACCUUAAAAAAAAAGAGUGUUCAUCUUAUUUUAUUAAUUUGUGUAAAUAAAUAAAUGGUGAAUUAUUUAUAUA
This is a messenger RNA of Eupeodes corollae, 3841 nucleotides long. It is a transcript of the gene Taf2, whose product is annotated as transcription initiation factor TFIID subunit 2. Gene Ontology annotation, cellular component: transcription factor TFIID complex. The record is from RefSeq and is a predicted model, not a curated record. Lineage: Eukaryota; Metazoa; Arthropoda; Insecta; Diptera; Syrphidae. Gene Ontology annotation, biological process: transcription initiation at RNA polymerase II promoter. Gene Ontology annotation, molecular function: metallopeptidase activity; chromatin binding; transcription cis-regulatory region binding. The transcript has 10 exons. The coding region runs from base 98 to 3709 and encodes 1203 amino acids.